GUAGCGCGGGGAUUAAAAAAGUAACACACGUAGUCUAUGGUGUGACUACUCUGUGGUUGCAACGUCACGAUGUCGCCCAAUGAGAGCGCGUGAACGACCACCUCUCCCGACCGCCGCAACCUCGCGCGCCAGCGCAGCCAUUGCGAGCGGUGAGAGAGAGAGCGCCCCGACCACCGACGCGUACGGACGUGUCGAGAAAUCCUCCGCGGCUCUAUAUCACGCCAUCAUUGAUUCUAGAACUCCUUUCGAUUCGACGCCAUUUUGUGAAUCAAGUUUUGUAUUAAGUUUUUGUCUCGUGUUCGGAACAUUAUGUAAAAUUAGUAAUAAAAGUGAUUGACUGUAAAGUGCCGCUUUAUUUACACCACCACUGAGUUUGGAAGUUGCCUAUUAAACUGGCUCCCAACUUAGUCUGUUAUUACACUGGCGCCCAACUAGUAGGCCGAACCGUUACGACCGUUACAUAAGCGUGAAGAUGCCGACAACGAGGAGAGGGGAAGCCCUCCGUCAACAACAGGGAGAUGAAGGGAACGUCACUCUCACUGAAGAGGAGAUCGUCGCCGAGCGCGGCCACGCGGACGUAGCCGCGAGCGCCGGCUCGAGGCCGACAGAACCUGCUCCCCAUUUCACCCAAGAGUUUCUAUCCACGCUGAUCGAAACGAUUACGCGUGCGCAGGUGGAGGCUAACAGAAGUCUCGUUAACACGCUGAUGGGAUCCGGCGGCGACUUCAGAGCUUCCACCCCAGUCGGGCCUCCUCCAUUUUCCAACGCGACCGGCGGUGGUACCGCCGUCGCAGCGCCGCCGUGCAGCGAGGCUAACUUCGUGAAGUGCACGGCGAGAUUCGACGGGACCUCCCCGGACGCUGAGGUCCUGGAAGCAUUCCUGGACGCCGUCGAGAUCUACAAGGAGUGCGCAGCAGUGAGCGACGAACACGCCCUGCGUGGGCUACCCAUGCUCCUGGAGGGCGAAGCCGCCGUGUGGUGGCGCGGCGUAAAAGCGUCGGUGACAACAUGGGCGGACGCGACCGCGCGCCUCCGUGCGACCUAUGGCGUCGCGCAGCCCGCGCACCUCAUCCUGCGCGAGAUCUUCGCGAGGGAACAGCAGGAAGAACGUGCGGAGACAUUUAUAUGUGAAGUGCGCGCGUUAAUCGCUAGGUUGCCUUACACUCUAGAUCAGACGUUGCAAACAGACAUUUGUUACGGCUUAUUACAUAGACGCGUAGUGAAACGUGUGCCGCGAGAUAGUGUUCGUGGGUUAGACGACCUAUUAUAUAAGGCUAGGAUCGCGGAGGAUACCUACAAAGCGUCUAAAGUAAAUUCCGAAAAUGUGCGUAAUAAUAAUUCGACCGAAAUAUCGGUGGCACUUACUACCGACCGUGUCCUCAUGCAAUCGAGUUCCGCGACCACGGGCGCGACUUCGUCUCGUUGCAACAACAGAAUUAGACCGCGUUGUAGUUUUUGUAGGCUUUUUGGGCAUGUUAGCGACGAGUGUCGUAAUCGCGAGAAGGCUAAUAGCAAAAAUAAUAACACAACGAAGGAGGUACGUUGUUAUGGGUGUGGCAAGCAGGGAGUCGUGAGGUCGAAAUGUGACAUUUGCGCAAAGCCGACGUCGAAGUCCGAAGGCAAAACAUCUUUUAACAAUGUUGAUGUAGAUUUUUGUCCGUAUAAUUCCGACGUUGAGGAUAACAAUCUUGAUAUUGAUUCAUGUGUAAGCAUUACGAGUGCAUAUCUAAGUACGCGCGACGAUCACCCGAUGGUGAACAUUAGUAUCGCGGGCCGUAGGGGCGUGGCCGUUGUAGAUACCGGCGCCACGCAUAGCAUAGCGAGCCCGCUCUUACACCGAAUAUUAGUUAACUCGGGAGUUCGAUUUACCGAAACGAGACGUUUCGUGCGCCUAGCCGACGGCACACAAGGAUGGAGGAACUUGCUCUCAGCCGAGACUGAUGUUAUAAUUGUAGGCCGUCGAGUAAGAUGCCAGUUCCUAGUGUUGCCUGGUAGGAAUGUUAGGACUCUGUUAGGUGUAGAUUUCUUGACUCGGGCCGGCAUGGUUAUAGACGUCGCCCGACGUACAUGGUCGUUCUCGGACAGGCCGGAACGACGUUAUAAUUUCGUUUACACCUUAGGUUCGAGCAAUAGUGUCGACGCCGGCCUAUUGCACACCGCUUCUGCCGAUGACCCAGCACCGCGACCGCGUGAAGGUAAGUUUACCCCCGCGCGGCGGCGUACACCUAGUGCGUGCAUCGUAGAUCGUUCGCCGCGAGCCGCGCGCGAUGUACCUGUGUCGAAGGGCGCUGCGCCUGUGGCUGCGCGUCGUCGUAAUAAGGUGAGUGCACGUCGAAAAGGAGGGAUCAAGGUCGAUGCAGACAAGGCUGCGAGGGUCGCCAACCUGGCUGCACCGCGGGACGUCAAACAACUAGAGUGUUUCUUGCGCAUGUCAGGUAAGUAUCGACGCUUUAUCAGAAAUUAUGCAGGAAUCGCGAGACCCCUCACGAACCUUUUGAAGAAAACGAAUGCCUGGCAAUGGGGCAUCGAACAACAGGAGGCAUAUGAGCGCAUUAAGUCUCUGCUCGUUUCCGCUCCUAUUCUCCGCCAGGCGGACGCGUCAAAGCCAUAUAUCCUUUGCAUUGAUAGCAGCGCCUAUUGUCUAGGGGCUGUUCUCAUGCAGGGGGAGGGCCAUGACGAACAGCCAGUUGAGUACGCAAGUCGACUCCUCACUAGUACCGAGAGGAACUACUCUACGACUGAGCGAGAGGCUCUCGCCGUCGUAUGGGCACUCGGUAAGUUCCGCGGGUAUGUGAAAACCGCGAAGGUCACUGUUAGGACUGACUACCAGCCCUUAGGGUGGCUGAUGGGUCAGAGGUCACCUAGCGGUAGACUGGCCAGAUGGGCCCCAAUGUUGCGAGAGUUCGAUCUCAGCAUUGAGUACACACCCCGUCGCUCACAGGUAGUUGCAGGUACCAUUUCGCGACCCGUAAGUGCAGGCGACCAGGACGAGUGUGAAUUACGCAUGAUCAGUAUCGAUAGGCCAGAGAGAAGCAGCAGUGUUCGCAGCAGUCAGCCGAUGGACCCCAGAGGUACGUAUUCGUAUUGAGGACAUGGAGUCCGACGAACCCUCUAGGGGGAGACCCCGGUCUGACCGCUGAUACGAGUACACCUUCUCUGACAAUACUAGGCAGAUUACUCUCUUAUAGGUAUGUAGGUUAGGUAAAGUUCUUAGCUCAACAACUCACGGUCCGGAGAGCGUACGGACUCGGGCGAACGUAGGGCAGUAUCACGUUUCGCACCUCACGCCUUCCGCAGGCCAAGUAGAGAUUCUCGUUCGCGACGAACGCGAUUGUGGCAGAUUGCGCUAUUAAUCUAGACUAGCCCAACAGUGAGGGCACUUUGUUAGGCUAGAGGGGGAGGAUGUAGCGCGGGGAUUAAAAAAGUAACACACGUAGUCUAUGGUGUGACUACUCUGUGGUUGCAACGUCACGAUGUCGCCCAAUGAGAGCGCGUGAACGACCACCUCUCCCGACCGCCGCAACCUCGCGCGCCAGCGCAGCCAUUGCGAGCGGUGAGAGAGAGAGCGCCCCGACCACCGACGCGUACGGACGUGUCGAGAAAUCCUCCGCGGCUCUAUAUCACGCCAUCAUUGAUUCUAGAACUUCUUUCGAUUCGACGCCAUUUUGUGAAUCAAGUUUUGUAUUAAGUUUUUGUCUCGUGUUCGGAACAUUAUGUAAAAUUAGUAAUAAAAGUGAUUGACUGUAAAGUGCCGCUUUAUUUACACCACCACUGAGUUUGGAAGUUGCCUAUUAAACUGGCUCCCAACUAAGUGUCUAUUACAACAUUCAUUUUAAGGCUUCCAUAUUUAAAUUACACAUAAAUCAUUGACCGUUAAUUUCCAUGGCUAGCUAAAUAAAUCAGAUGCCAAUGAAAUGUUUAAAAAAAGAAUUUCAAACAACCAGUAACAAUAAUGAAUAAUUAUUAUUACCAAAUGUCAACAGCGCUAUUACAAAACAAAAGCGCGCCUGUUUAGCGGGUUUCCUUUACGAUUAAACUCAUAAUACAAACCGACUGUUCCAUUAACUUCACUAAUUUGUUAAUUACUUGCCUUACAAUUAUAUCAAAACUUGUACAAGUUUCCUUUAUUCACUCGACAAACAUUGUUCAACAAACCACCGUGUACAAAUUUAAACCUUCCAUCCCAUAACUUAAAGUUUAAAAUCAAUAGCUCAAAGUCCACGUGUGAGUUAAUAAGGAAAAUUCAGAGUUAUAUGAAAGUGCUGUAAACCACAAGAAUCCUGUUUAAAUGCUGUCAAAAGUAAGAAAGUUUUGUGUUAAUGGAAUUUGAACUCUGGAAGAUGGUGUUAAGGUCUUUAUUUUAUGGUGAUAGGAGACAGAAGGGAUUUAAUAUUUAAUGUUUAAGUAUGUGGUGUGGCACAUAUUAACACUAGGCUUUGAACUUCUAAUUAAUUGUAAACGUGGGUGUUGUUUUACAUAAUUAUUGUACUGGAUAAAAUGAUUGCGUUCCAAUUCUUGCCACAACGUUAAUCUCACGGAAAUAUUAUUAGGGUUCA
Molecule: messenger RNA, 4556 nt
Organism: Spodoptera frugiperda (fall armyworm)
Lineage: Eukaryota; Metazoa; Arthropoda; Insecta; Lepidoptera; Noctuidae
Exons: 1
Coding region: 473-3088 (871 amino acids)
Source: RefSeq, a predicted model, not a curated record